Messenger RNA from Sclerotinia borealis F-4128, 315 nucleotides. NCBI's taxonomy places the organism in Eukaryota, Fungi, Ascomycota, Leotiomycetes, Helotiales, Sclerotiniaceae. The record is from the annotation of a GenBank genome assembly.
AUGUCUGACAAUCUCCGCAAAGGUGUUGGUGAACAAGUUUCCGAGAAGGUCACCCCCGACUCCCAAAAGUCCACCGGUACCAAGAUCAGCGAGAGCGUCUCGGGAGGUGCUGAUAAGGCUGCCUCUGCCGUUCAACCAUCCGACUCCAAGUCCACCACGCAAGAAGUCUCCGACAAGACCCGCGGAGGUGCCGAUGAUGCUCAGAGCGAAGGAAAGGGUAUUCUUGGUUCCGUCUCGGACACUGCUGGUAACGCUGCCAACACCGUCUCUGAUACCAUCUCUAACACCGCAUCCUCCCUCACCGGCAACAAGUAA